Molecule: messenger RNA, 1823 nt
Organism: Eucalyptus grandis
Lineage: Eukaryota; Viridiplantae; Streptophyta; Magnoliopsida; Myrtales; Myrtaceae
Product: probable nucleoredoxin 2
Source: RefSeq, a predicted model, not a curated record
CGAGUCGCAUUUUAUGUAAAAGAUAUGAUUAACCGAAAAUAAAAAAAUAUGGAUAAUUUAUGUCAAUUUUUAUGCUCAAUCAGAUUUCUUUUGGUCUCUUAAUCAUAUUUAGUCAUAUCAAUCUAUUGGCUAAUCUCGAUUUAUCCAUUAUUUAUUCCCAUCCUCUGAAAAGCGUCCCCUUUCGUCCAUCCUUUGGAGAGAGAGAGAGAGAGAGAGAGAGAGGCAAGAGGUCGAGGAGAUGAACUCUGAAGGAGCAGAUCGAGACGACGAGACCACCAGCCGGGUCGAGGUCACGUCGAACGGCCAUGCUGAGAAGGUCUCGAGCUCCAGAUUCACGUCUCUCUUGGCCUCCAAAGAUCGCGACUAUCUUCUCUCUCCAACUGGGUCUCAGGUGACGGUCUCCGAUCUGGAAGGCCACGUAGUGGGCCUCUACUUCUCGGCGAAUUGGUACUCGCCAUGUCGGAACUUCAACUGUGUCCUAUCAGAAGCUUACGAGCAGCUGAAGACCAACCAAUCCAAAUUCGAGGUCGUCUUUGUCUCUGCCGACGAGGACCUGAGCGCGUUCAACAGCUAUCACUCCUCCAUGCCGUGGCUCGCAAUCCCCUUCUCCGACCUGGAAUCCAAGAAGGCGCUGAGCCGUAGAUUCGACGUUGAGGGCAUCCCAUGCUUGGUCAUCCUUCAGCCCGAUGGUAAUAAGGAAGAGGAGAUACUGCGCAAUGGUGUUGAGCUCAUCCACCGAUACGGGGUCGAAGCGUUCCCGUUUACGAGGGAGAGAUUGGAGGAAUUGGAGAGGGAAGAGAAGGAGAAACAUGAGAACCAGACAUUUACCAGUCUACUCAGCAGCCAUGACAGAGAUUUUCUUUUGGGUCAUCAUCCUAUCUCACUGUUUCAAAGUGCAGUACCGGUUGCUUCUUUAGUUGGUAAAACAUUGGGCCUAUUCUUCUCGGCCCAAUGGUGCCUUCCGGGCAUGAAGUUCACUCCCAAGCUGGUCUCCAUCUACCGAAGAUCAAGCACGCGAUCUCCGAGCGACCGGCGCGAGGACUUCGAGAUCGUCUACGUGUCGAGCGACCGCGACGGGGCCUCGUUCGAUUCCUACUUCGCCCUCAUGCCCGGCUUCGCGCCGCCCGGGGACCCCAAGAUCGGGACGCUCGCCGAGCAUUUCGACGUGCGGGACAUUCCCCGCUUGGUCGUUGGGCCGGAUGGCAAGACUGUCACAAAGCACGGGAGCUCGAUCAACCUGUACCGGGAGCGGGCGUACCCUUUCACGGAGGCCCGGGCUAGUCGCCGCACGCACGAGCAGAUGGACGAGGAGGCAAAGGGCCUCCCGAGGUCGGAGCUCCACGCGGGCCACCACCAUGAGCUCACCCUUGUCUCAGACAGCACCGGCGGCGGGCCCUUCAUAUGCUGCGACUGCGACGAGCAGGGGGCCGGAUGGGCUUACCUGUGCGUGGACUGUGGGUACGAGGUGCACCCGAAGUGUGUCCGGGCCGCAGGUGGGGAUUCGACCGUUGGCCCUUGAGGGCCUGCUUUGUCUCGGCUGACCAGAGAUUUCUAAUGGGGCGCGCGGCAUGAAAUCGCAAAGUAAGUCGUUGAGUUCCGUUCCGUUUAUCCGAAUUGAAUUAAUGAUGAUCAAGAUGGUUCAAAGUCUUCUUCUUGAUGUACGCUUGUCGAUGGUGAAUAUAAGUUAGCUUCUUGUCUCCGAAGAAGGUAAUCAUCGCUCUCGGAUAUUACCAAGAAAAAUUGCGAGCUUUGGAUGGCCUUUAAUUGUGAUUUAGCGUGAGUUGAAAUGGAUCGACUACUACGUGGCAAUUGACAAAUCCUAA